AUUCGGCUCGGAGGAUACCCCGAGCACUCCGGAUAGCGCCGGGAUUCGUUCCCACUGCCCCCGCCACUCCAGUAGCCAGCAAAGCGUCAUUCGUUCGCACGGGAGCUGUCGAUAUAAUUGUCAUCGGUAUCACAGUUGUUGUUGUUGUUAUAAUCAACGACAUCAUUGCCAUACACCGAUGCGCUCUUCGGUGUAGUAAUAGAAGAAUAAUAAUAGUAGCACCUAUACCCCCCCACCCCCCUCCGGCGAUUUACUUAGUCCGUCCGCUCGGCUUAAAUAAUAAUAAUAAUAUUUAUAUUUUUUGUUAAAUCGAUAAGAGUUGCGCGGGGCGGGGGGGUGGUGUUGUUUUUUUUAAGAAACGAGAGGAGAAAGCGAUGCUGCUUUCCGAAACUGCGGUGGAUGUUGCUGUUUCUGUCAUCUGUACUGGAUCCCAUGUAUCGCUCGUCAAGGGAGCUGUCAUCCUCCGUAGCAAUUCAGACGACUCCGACGGCACCACCACAGCCACCACCACCACCAUCGACGGCGUCGUCUUCAUUCACCUCGUCGGGCGUCGUCCUCAAGUCGUCCUUCUCGCAGGCCAUAGCCAAGCAGCUGACCAAGCCGCCGGCUCGCAAGCACGUCUCCCUGCCGCCCCCCGAGGCUCUGUGCGCGCAGUCGCUCGCCGCGUCCUCCGCCAAGUCAAAGUCCCUGUCCGCGAUCGCGUCCGCGUCGGCCGUAAAGAGGCGCUCGAUCCUCAAAUCCGUUUCGUACUCGGCGACAUGGCAGCCACACGCGAUGCCAAAGCAGCAGCAGCAGCAGCCGCAGCAGCAGCAACCGCAGCCGCAGCAGCAGUCAAAGCGAACGUCGUUACGGGAAUGUGGAAUGAGCGCUUCGCGUGGUCUCGUGACGACCUAUGUGUUUGUGCCCCCUCCUCCCGUGCACACCGCGGGACCGUCCCGACAACGGGACGACACCACCACCACCACCGCCACCGCCGCUCUUCUCCUCCAUCAACAACAACAACAACACCACAACAACAAUCAUCACGGCGUCGUCGGCGGCGGCGACCUCCUCCUCCUCCACCACCGACGCCACCACCACGAACGGCUCAGCGCGAGCGUCAUGUCCCGCAAGAGCGGCCUCGCCACGUCUCUGGGAGGCGCGGGCACCCCGGGCUCCCUGCUGCUGCUGCAGGGCGCUCCCAAGAGGAAGCUCUACAGCGCCGUGCCGGGACGCGCCUUCAUCGCGGUCAAGUCGUACGCGCCCCUCGGCGACGGCGAGAUCCAGCUGAAUAAAGGCGAGAGGGUCAAAGUGCUGAGCAUCGGCGAGGGAGGCUUCUGGGAGGGGACGGUGAAGGGACGCACCGGCUGGUUCCCCGCCGACUGCGUGGAGGAGAUCCCCAUCCGGCACGAGUCUCUGCAAGACACGCGGGAAGAGAGGGGAAGGCGACUCUUCAGGCACUACACGGUUGGUUCCUACGAAAGCGUCGACCCCAGCGACUACGUGGUGGAGGAGAAGAGCGUGGUGCUGUGCAAGCGGGACAACGAAGGCUUCGGCUUCGUACUGCGCGGUGCUAAAGCGGACACACCUAUCGAAGAAUUCACCCCAACGCCAGCCUUCCCCGCGCUGCAGUACCUGGAGUCUGUGGAUGACAGCGGCGUGGCGGCCAAGGCUGGCCUCAAGACCGGAGACUUCCUCAUGGAGGUGAACGGCGAGAACAUCAUCAAGUGCGGCCACAAGCACGUGGUGGGGCUCAUCCGCCAGGGCGGGAACAGCCUGGUGAUGAAGGUGGUGUCGGUGAGCCGACGCCCGGACCAGGAGGAUGGCCUGCGCAGAAAAGCUCCCCCACUGCCAAAGAAGUCCCAAAGUGCCACGGUGUCGUUCCGUUCCAAGUCGAUGACGGCCGAGCUGGAGGAAAUCGACCAAGUCUUGCAGCGAUGUUUUUCAUCACCCCUGGAGCGGCUGGGAGGAAGAAGAAACAGGGUGGAACAGGUGUUAGUUCACGAGGUCGCGGACUCUGAGCCGCCGAUCGUCCCCGCCACGGCACGGGUGCGUCCGCCCAGCCGUCUCUUCCCGCAGGAGUGCCAGGUGCAGUACGGCUUUGACCUGAUGGGUCCUGGACAGGGCCCAUCACCACCUCUGGGCCCGCCAGAUCGGCCCUUCAUGCCGCUGCAGAGGCCCGGCGGGGCAUACGCCCACUCGCCCACGGGCAUGACGGCCGACGGACGCUUCUACGGCUCCGCGGUGGACCUCCCCUCCCAGUUCAACCCCUCGCCGCCCCUGCAGCCGCAGUACGGCGACGGCGGCAUGGUCACCCCCUCCUACUCGCCCGUCUUCUACUCCCCGCCGUCGCCCGCGGUGCCGGGCGAGUACCCGCCCGUGCAGUCCCCGCGGCGGCUCUACGAGGCGGCGCAGCUCUCGGCCCUGCGCCGGGAGCUGGAGAUGGAACCGGGGCUGCUGCACAGCCCGUUCCACGGCGCGCUCCACUGGCUCGCUGCCCUCCCUGCACGCGCUGCAGCCGCUGCCGCCCUUCCUGACGCCCACCGCCUCCGAGCCGCCCUUCAUGUACGGGCCCUCCGCCCCAGCGCAGCCCAAGCCGGCGCGGCCGCCGCUCUUCGCGCAAGACGCCGAAGACCUGCCGGACAUUUUCAUGACGCAGCAGCAGCAGCAGCAGCAACAGCAGCAGGCGCUGCAGCAGUCGCAGCAGCUGCGGCAGGCGUUCGAGCUCGCGCAGUUCGGCUUCGCGCCGGAGAGCGAACAGUCCGUGGGGUAUUUGGAUCGUCGGCGUCCGCCUACUUUGCGGCCCCGCCGGCGCCGGAGAGGCCGCGCAGGAGGAAAACGCCGCUGUUUGGCGGCCAGGAGUCGGCGGUCGUCCCCGCGCAAGAAUUUUCAUUGGAGCAGCAGCAGCAGCAGCGGAAAUACGAGCAGCAGCAGCAGCAACAACAACAGCAGUUGCAGUUUGAGCAGCAGCAGAGGCAGUUUGAGCAGCAGAGGCAGUUCGAGCAGCAGCAGAGGCACUUUGAGCAGCAGCAGAGGCACUUUGAGCAGCAGCGGCAGUUCGAGGCGCAGCAGCAAAUGCAGUACGAGCAGCAGCGGCACUUCGAGGCCCAGCAGAAGCAGCAACAGCAGCAGCAGCAACAGCAGCAGCAGCAAGCGCAGAUGCAGCAGCAGCAGCAGCAGCAGAUGCAGUACGAGCAAAUGCGGCAAAUGGAGCUGAGGCACAAACGUCCCAAGACUCCGACGGAGCACGUCUACGCCAACGUGGGCACCGGGGUGGCUGGCGCCGUCCUGGCCGUGCCGGGCAGCGGCACCGGCGCCGCCACCACGGCGAGCUCCCGCAAGAAGGCGCACCUCACCAAGCAGACCAAGAUCGAGGGCAGCCCCGACAGGGCUGGGAGUGGCUCGCCGAACCCACUGCCGACGAUCAUCAUCAAGGAGCCCUCGACGAGCAGCAGUGGUCGAAGCAGCCAGGGCUCCAGCAUGGAGUGCGAGACCCCAGGCCCUGAGCCCAAGGAGAUGGAAAUCCCCGAGGUGACCUUCAGCGGCCUGCAAUCCGAGUCGGGGUCCGCCACGCUGGGAGAGGCCGCACCUCCCUCCGCGUCCUUCCAGGACCCCUUCUCGGCGGCGAUCGCGUUCGCCGUGCACGAGAGGCAGCGGCGCAUCGAGGAGCGCCACCGCUCCACGGGAGACCUCUCGCUGCUGUCGGGCGACCCCUCGCGCCAGCAGCGCCGCCCGCCCAAGCCCAUCCUCAAGCACUCCAAGUCGGUGGACGAAGAGCACCUGGCGAGCAACAUGCAGGCGCGCAUGGCGGCGCCGCCGCCUCCGCCGCCGCUCCCGCAGCACAUGCAGCAGCACAUGCAGCAGCACAUGCAGCAGCAGCAGAUGCAGCAGCACAUGCAGCAGCAACAGCAGCAGCAGCAGCCAAUGGGCUCGCUCACGUACCUCUUCGGAGCGGCGAACGUCAUCACUGGCCCGCCAGCCACCGGGCUGACGUUCGCACGGCCGGAGCAAAGGCAGGUGUCCAUCGUGGUGCCCGGGCAGACUCAUCACCCCCAGCCUCAUCACCCGCACCACCACCAACAUCAGCCGCUCCACCACCACCACCACCACCCCACCGCCUUCGAGAGCAGGACGAGGAAGGAGCUGCCGCCCCUUCCGCCGCCCCGGAGCGUGGUGUGGGAGCUGCCUCCGUUGCAGCAGCAACAGCCGCUGAUGCAGCAGGCUGUGAUGCAGCAGCCGCUGAUGCAGCACUCGAUGCAACAGUCCAUACAGCAGUCACUGAUGCAGCAGCAGCAGCAGCAUGCGCCCAAAUUCAGGAAAGAACCUCCGCCACCGCCGCAGACGGUGGUGGAGCGGAAGAGCGUCAUCAUCAACAUCAUGGACACGUCGCAGCAGAAGUCGGCCGGGCUGCUCAUGGUACACACCACGAGCGAAGACGGCGGUGGCGGCGUGGAGCUCGGCCACGACUUGGGAGCGGCCCCGGAGAGAGGCGUCGAUCGGCGGAGCAAGAGGGGUGCCUCAUCGCCGAUGGGCUCGAGCGAGCUGCGGGCGGGCGGCAGCCCGCUGCAAAUGUGCGUGCCGUCCCCGCCCGCGUCGCCCGGCGUCCCGCAGGAAGGGGAGUUCUCUGCCUUCGCCACCGAGACCAUCCCACCUCCGCUGGAGUUCGCCAAUGGUUUCGCCACUUCCAUGCCUCAGCAGCAGCAGCAGCAGCAAGGUUCCCUGGACGCGAGGAGGCAGCAGCAGCAGCAGCAUCAACAUCUUCAUCAACUGCAUCAGCAGGGGCACAGAGGCGUGGGGAGCGAGUCGCUGGACUCGGGCCUGGAGGAGAUCGAGUCGUCCCGGAGCGGGGGCAGCGAGCAGCCGGCCGAGACGACGAGCACCGUCUCCACCGUGUCGAGCAUCUCCACGCUGUCGUCCGAAACGGGAGAGCCGCCCGACACGCACACCUCCUUCGCCGAUGGUCAGCCGUGCCUGGUCCCCCAUCACUACGGGCAGCAGCAGCAGCAGCAGCAGCUGCAACUGCUGCAGCAGCAGCUGCAGCAGGACAAACCGCCCGUCCCUCCCAAACCCAAGCUCCGGCCGCCCGCGCUGCGGAGUUCCGUGGUGACGUUCAGCGAGCCGCUGCACAAGCAGGAGAUGGGCGCCGCGACGAUGAUGAUGAUGGCGCCUCCGCCGCCCGUGCCGCCACCACCGCCGCCACCCGUCGCCCCGCGCCCGAAGUCGUCGGUGCAGAGGCUGUGGGAGGCGGAGACGUCGCUGGAACGGGUCGACAGUCGCAAGGCCGCGCCGCUUGAUGCCAAGACGAGUGUGAUCAGCGAGCUGAGCUCACGACUGCAGGAGAUGAGCCGGGAGAGGCGAAGAGCCGCAGCCGAGCCGGUGGUCAGGCCCAUCAGCAGCACAGACAGGGCCCCAAGCAUCACCUUUAACCUCCGAUCGCAGCCAGCCGCGCAGGUCGGGAGGGCAACGCCCAGCCCGUCCGGCGGCGACCAGUCGGAAAGCUUCAUGGGGGGACCCCAAGCGGCCGCCACCACCGGCAGCGGGGCCAUGGCCCCCCCACCCGCUCCCACGCUUCCCCCCAUGCCCGCCGUCCCGUCGCCCCUCAUGCUGGCGCUCUCUCAGCCGCCCGGGCUGCCCCCGCCGCCGCCGCUGCCUCCCCCGCUGAAGCCGCGCGCGCCGACCCCGACGCGGGAGGUCAAGUUCUCGAUCUCACCGCAGCACGCGUCGCCCCCGCUGCUGGGCCGGGCGACGGCGGCGGCGGCGGCGGCGGCGCGCUCUCCCGGCCCGUCGCCGCCGCCGCCCCAGCUCCUGCAGCAGAUGCAGCAGCCGCUGUCGGCUCCGUCUCUGCUGCAACAGCUGCAGCAGCCCUCGUCCUCCUUGUCGUCGUCGUCGCCCUCGCUGCUGCAGCAAAUGCAGCCGCAGCAGCAACUGUCGCUGGGCAUCCAGCCGUUCUCGCGCAAGCCAAUCGAGCUGUGGAGCAAGUUCGACGUGGCGGACUGGCUGGACAGCCUCAGGUUGGGGGAGCACCGGGACAGCUUCCUGGAGAACGAGAUCGACGGCACGCACCUUCCGUCGCUGCAGAAGGACGACCUUCUGGAGCUGGGGGUCACACGGGUCGGCCAUCGCAUGAACAUCGAGCGGGCGCUUAGGCAGCUCCUGGAGAGAUAGUGCCACGCCCCCAGAGAUGGCCCCCAAACACGCCCACGGUGAAAUAAGGUCAAACGCCGAAUUGUUGAUGAGUUUUAAGAAAGAAAGAAUAAAUCACAAACGGUACAACAGUUAUGGAAAACCUAGUAAUAUAUUUAACAUUAUCCAUUAAAUUAUUACUUCUUUGGAAUGACAGUACUACUGCAUUUCCUCGUGCAAUUAUUUUAGGAAAUUGACAUCUGAUUUUUUUGGUUUUAGAUACUCGAUUGGUGAAGUGGUUGAUUAAGUCGCUUGCCUUUGAUGCAGGUUUGGGGAUGGUAAAAAAAAAGUGUUCUUUGACUUUGCAAGAGAGAUUUGCUUCGUUUGUUUUCCUGCAAUCCACUUGUAAAGAAGUUUUAGGGGAUGAAGAUGGCAUUACGUCACUUUAAUCAACCAGUUCUUGGGUUAGUUUUUUUUUAAUGCAGACCGGGAGCAUUGUUGCUUCAGGAGGCUGUGGACCCUGAGCAAAAUGGCUCUGGUCUAGAAUCACUUUGGUUCUUGGAAGCAAACAAAUUUUCGAGUCUGUAUUUGUUUACUUUUUUAACGAUUGCAGUUUACAGUUUAUGUGGAUCCGAAACAACAACAACAACAAAAGAUACCCCCCACAUUUUUUUUAAAGCAAACUGGCAUAUUGGCAGGGAUAGGGUUUAACAUUUUUUUUUCAAGACAUACACCGGUAACAUUUGGACAAGCGCCAAAGAUGUGGAACUGCUGAUAACAACAACAACAACAAAAAGUUGCAGGAAAAUAACUCGAUUUCUUAGAUUGUACCAGAGGGUACUGUGGUUUGGUGUUGCCAUUCCAUUCUUAAGACAGGAGGCAUUGCCAUUAAUGAGGACAUCAAUUUGUGGGUAUGUCAUACCUAACAAAAUACAAAACCGAGAUUACGUUGCAGAAAUCCGACUUUUGACCUGAGCCACACGUUAAAAAAAAAUGCUGCAACCACGGUGCAAAGUUAAAAUAUAUACUCUUUGGUUUUUUUGGUAAAGUCAUGUAGAUUAAAAAAUAAAAUAAAAAUAAAUUAAAUCACGACGUUUCGGAGGCAACACAAGCUUCCGUCUUCAGGUGGUACCGUCACAGCAAAAUUACUUGAUACAGUAAUUUUGCUGUGACCCUUGCAGUCACGAAAACUUCAAAUCUAGAAUUCAAAUAUAUACAUACAUAUAAAAACAAACUCAGCAGCAUGAACAUUUUUUGUAACUGCAAUCAGAUCAAAAAAAUAUUUUCUUACCUAUUUGUUUGGCCUCGUUCGUUUCUAUUACCCCUCCCAAUAAUCGAGAGUUUUAUUCUGACACGGCGAACAAUGAGAGAAAACAAACAGACAAACAACACACACAAAAUGUAAAAAAAAAGUGUCCAGACGGGGCAAGAGCCGCAUUCGCAUUCCAACGUCGCUGCGCACGUGCGAGCGGCGUGAAAGGAUUUUAGACGCGUGGCUCCUUUCCACACCGGUGAGAAGCUAUCUCAAAGAUUCUGAAGGAUGUGCAGUGUCGCUGUCCAAGGUAGCUCGUUCGAUAGCCACACACACACACAUAAAAGAGACGGGGAGAUAUUUUGAUGGUACAUAGUAACAUAGGUGCUUAUCUUGUGCUAUAUAUGCCUUCUAUAAUACCACAGUGCCCUCUAAUGUUUUUAAUCUAUGACUUCAAAAAUAUAAAAGAAACAGCUGACAGUCCAAAAGAAAAGGUUAUUUUUCUUAAACCUUUUUUGUGUCGCAAGUUUAGGAGGGGGGGGGGGAAACAAAACAAUGUUUUCACGUUAAUGUCAAGUGUGUCAAGUUGCUCAAUGCUUUUAAAAUUUUACCGACAGAAAAACAACGAAGGAGGGAAUUUUGUCGGCGUAACGUUUUUCCCGACCCCCCCGCCACCCUUAACUGGAACGACCCCUAAAGGGGGUAUGGGGGGUGGGCCUGCCGCAUGUCCAAAAACGUUGUGUCAAAACAAAACACGGGCACGCUCUAGCGAUCCCCAUUUGACUUUUGAGGCGUUAAGAGAAAUGACAAUUUGGAAUCCGUGUCGCCUGAGACAAUUAUUGAGGGAGUGGGUGGCCGUGGGUGGGGGGGGGGGGUCUUGGCACUGUUAAAACAGUAUAUCACCCCAAAAACAGUGGGUGCCUCUUCGUACGAACAUUCGGCACACGUUUAUUUUUUGAGAUUGGGGGGGGCGGCAGGAGAGGGGGGGGGUGCGUGGACGCUGAUGGAGUGACGGGGAAGGAGGGAGGAUGCUAAUCUCACAACGAAUCAGGAGGGAACUGAACAAGAGUGCUUCUAGAGGUUUGUUUUACUUUAGGGUGGUUACGUUAUUUAAAAUAUGUAUGCCAAAUGCUUCAUUUACUAGCCCCUACACCACUGCACAUUUGGUUUUAUUAUGGAUGGAAAGGUAAAAAUAUUGGAAUGUUCACAUUAAAUAUACACACGCAUAUAUAUAUAUAUAUGACUAUACUUGACAGACACAAAUUGGUCUGAAAAUGAUGUAAAGGUUAAUCAAAGUAACAGAUAUUUUUAUAUUUGAUUUAAAUAUAUUUAGUUUUAAUGUAUCUAGUUAAAUGGUAACUAUUUAACCUAAAAGGGCUGUGCAUAUUGAUGAAACCCACAAAUGCCAUGUGAGUGUUAUUUGUGGCCUAUUUGCUUAAUCGUUAUCAAGGCCCACAAAAGUUACGGUUGAUCGAAGUGUUUCCAGCUUGCACAUUUUUGUCACAUCCGACGACGACGAAGACAACAACAACAACAAUAAUAAGAAAGAACACAUGCGCUAACGUCCGACAACUCUUUUAUCAACCGGGGAAAAAAAAUGUGAGAACCGGUUGCCCGGUUAGCUUUUACGCACGUCUGUCAAAGGUUUGGUGAGGCGAGCGUGGAAACUUCAACUCGGGCACGCCGGGGGCCCGAUGUGGAAGCCAUUACACUGGCCACGGGCCAGCCGUCUUUGACCUCGCGACUCCAGAGGUCACGGUGGCCAGAAACCCGUUGCCCCGGGUCUUUAUGCGCGGGGACAUAAGAUAUCAACCUUGCAGCUAAGACUUGAGAAUGCUAGGCUCGCGAGAGUCUCUAGCUCCCUUUCAACUCAUUACCCCUGCCUUGCUGAUGGGAAACGCCUGACGUUAUUGAAGGCUGCUUAGCUGUUCAGCCAACAUGGGUAUAUAUGUUCUCUUGUAAAGCAUCGUCAGUGGAUAUUUUAAUGGCAAUCUGAAAAAUAAUAAUUAAUCUUAAUGGAACGUUAACAACAAAAGAGGGAAUACUGGAGAGAAAAAAAAAUCACACACACUUGGUUGAACAGUCAGCGAGAACGUUGAUGUGUGACGUGUGUGUGUGUGUGCGUGUCCCAGCAUUGUCUCACCGUGGGGGGCAGUAGCGUAGCGGUCAGCGCAACGCACUACGAACCCGGCGACCCGAGUUCGAUUCCCGCUCACGCCCACCAACACCAGUGACGGAUUAUCUGAACCAGUUCUAGGCCCUCCCCUAGGUCGACUCAGCCUCAAAUGAGUACCUGGUGCGGUGUGUAUACAUCGCCACUGGGGAGACAAAGGCGGUCGGGCGUGGUGUUGGCCAUACCACUCCCCUUCGUGUGCCGUUCCGGCCUUCAUAGGUGCUCGCUAACCACACUUGCCCCAAAAGUCUGUUAAGACUGUACGGGGAUUCUUUGUCUUUGUCCCGGCAUUGUCUCACCGUACAGGGGGAGACAAAGAGACUCCCAACAUCGUCUGGACCGGCUUCCGCUUUUAUAAUGCUUCCGUCCACAUAACCGCAAUGUAUGUAUAAUAGUUUUAGCCACUUUAGGUCCUCAAAACAAAGCCUCCAUAGUAGCUAUAGGAUUUGUAAAGCUUAUUUACUGUAUUUACACUGCAAUUAGCCACUGUACUGUACCUUGUAUUGCAUUGUGUUGAUGAGAGAGAGAGAGAAAAAAUGUAUUUAUUACUAAUUAAGUGGAAUAUUAGAAUACUACCAUGAUGACAUAUACCUCCAUUGAAUGCUGUCGGAACCAAUCUAAAUUUUAACACUUAAUGGAAAUGUACCCUUUUCCCCCCGUUCCCUUUACCGUGUUAAAAAAACGACGAAAUAUUUACACCGCUUUCUUAAUUCUGCGUCUUCACAGCAUUACCAAGUUGCAGUAUUAUUGCUUUAUUAGCAUCUUUAAAAGCGAUUUUUUAAAUUCGCCGUUAUAGCGUCCGGGACCGUUGUGUUGAUUCACGUUUCUUUCUUGGGGUGAGUAUAAUGCAGUGGUUGUGCGAUAACGUUUUAAAGCUAUGGGAUUUAAUGUAUUUUUUUUUCUUUUGCAUUGGAAAUUAUGCGUUUUGCGUAAUUAUUUCUCAGAGUCGCUUAAUGGAGCUCUCUGCGUUACAUGAUUUCCUUCUAAUCAAAGGCAUACCGGCCACUUCGAAUUUAGUCGUUUGAACCUUUUAACUGCUUUGAGUGUAUCUGUGAAAGGUCGAGGCAUUUUGUUGUGAAACGUACUUUUUUUUAAAUCAAUUGCUCUGGACUGAUUCCGCUGAAAUUGUGCCGACAUGUCCAUCUCUUGACUCAAGCCUCCGAAAUACGUUUUGUAGCAACAUUAUCAAUGCUGUGGUCUUUCCUAUAACCGAGUCGUGUCCAUGGUGUGGUGGUUUGUGACUUGAUGGGACACUGAGCGGCAGAAAGUUUUGCGGCGUUUGUGGAUGCCGCUGGCCAUCGGAGGCCCGGGUCUGCCUUUGGUAACGUUACGUUUACCCAGAGUAUGGGGAAAUUUCAGUUUGCAAUGCAGGUAGUAGUGCAGGUUGGUUCACUCGGACUGGCUGGGGGUACAUUCCUUUCGGUAUUGGAGGUGAGCUCUGAAAAAAAACACACACAAAGUUGCUGGCAGCGGUUCCAAGUGGAACUUCUGCGUCCCUAUUACAGGUGCCAAUUAUUAAUGACCACGCGAACGAAGGCAGUAGAGGCCUGAAUAAACUACCACUUUGGAAUAAUGGAGAGGUGAACUUUGGAGUUGAGGCACAGGUAUUUGAGGCAGGUAUAAUGUCAUAUCAUCACAGGUAUAAUUGAUUUGCUUCUAUGUCAUUCAGAGACCUGGGGCAUAAUUCACAUGUCGGCGAAAGGUAUAUUUUUUUCUACAUUUUGACAAAAAAACGUUGCCAAUGUCUCCAUUAUCAACGAUGGGGACAAACUGGCAAGGCAAAUUUGUUUCGGCUAUUUCAGCAACAUGUGAACUUUGGGCUUUUUUUCUAGACAACUAGAUAAAGCUUCUGGCCUUUACUUGCAGUUCAAAGCGGAUGCAAGCAAGGAAAUACACGGUAGGAAUGACAACUCUGAAGUUAGAAUAGAAAGUGCCAAGGAAGCAUUGUAGGCACAAUCAGGAAGAUAAUUGUGUGCCAUGCGUUGGGGCACGUGUGUAGAGUGGAGAAGGAGAGAUUACCAAGAGGAAACCCUAAAGCCAGAGCCGGUGGGAUACUUUUAACAGAAGACAUUUGAGGUCUGGUAUUGACUGCACAACAGUUGUGGGAUCCGUAAGAAGGAAGAGGUUGGCAAGGUUUGGGUGACAUCAGUGUAAUUGUCUGUGAUGACCUCUUGACUUUGAUACAUUGUAGACGAAGCUUCGUUGGACAUUGAGAGAGCCAAACGCGUACGUCUAGCCAAACGUGCACAGAAUAGCACCGGGCUUUGUCCAGACAGACUGCUCUUGCAGAGGCAGGCUUCUGUAUUUUUCGCGAAUGUCAGCAUAAUUUUUUGCUUUGUACUCGGGAGUUGGGGGACGUACUUGGAACGGUGAGCCCGUGCAGAGCUCCCACGGCAUAGUUCCAUAAAGCCAUCAAAUAUCUGCAUCAUCACUUGAAAACAGAAACUUGAAUCUCGUGUUAUGUAAUUCACUUAAUACAAAAUAACAUUAUAUGGCCUCAUGUGUUUCACCAGAGCUCAUCCGCAGGAGGAAUUUAUUGGCAUAAAGCAUCAUCAUGCCUAUUUCAUUUCACAGACGCUUGCGAACACCUUAAGCAAUUGGUUCUGCUUGUAAUAGGCAGUUGUUGACCGUAAAGUUACGAGGACAGAUUCUGUGGCGGUCGAGCAAUGAUUAGAACGUGGGUUUAAAGCUGGUCUGGAAGUAUUAUUUCCUUAUUUUAAAAAUCAACACGCCAAACCGAACUCUGCACAAGGUCCUAUUUAGGUGGUGACGCCAUAUUUAUUGUCUUGUAUGCCAAAACCCGCGCUGGUUAUAACGAUUCGAAAGGGAUAAUUGAACAUAUGGUGCCAAUUAAAAGCUGUUUUAAUGUGCCAAGCUUGAAGUCACAUUCACGAUGCAGUUAAAGGGCAAGACGUUACAUUACCCUAAAUGUUGCAUUUAUCCGUCUCCGUUAGACUUUAAUAUCUCACAUAUGUUGGUAGGAUUUUUUGCAUGUUACGAUUCAGUGACAAUCAGGAACAAGUAUACUAUGAACUGGUUACGCAUGCUCUUUAGAUAAAAAUAAAACAAUAAAAAAAAUUCAGUUCACGUAGGGAAUUUAACACAUGACGACAAAAUUACACAUCUACAUGUAUAAAGAGUGCCAAAAUUGAUCAACUUUAUAUUUAAAACGACACAUUAUUACUUGAUAAAAAAAACUAUAUUGUGAAAAUAUUGUGAAUGUAUACGUCAUAUUACGAAAUGAUGAAUCUAGGAAGUGAGAAAACAUUAGUUAUAGAUGUUGAAGCAUCGCAUUACCUAAUACAUUUGUUGUCAUAUACAGUAUAUUCGAACCGUUUUUGUAUUCUGAAAUCAUUUUUAAAACAAAAAAUAAAUACCCUGUACAUAUCAUUGAAUCUAAUUUAAGAGCUAAUUUACAAACAUUUACAUGUAUAAACGUGUACAAAUCACGGGGAAAACUCAUCAUAAUAUAUACCGAGGUUUAAUAUUUUUCUUGUCGGAGACGUUUGACCUGUUCAAAGUCUCUUUUCAUGUUUUUUCAGACUAGGCCUUGGACGCCAAAUAGAAUUUUUCUACCAAAAUAAAAAAAAAGUUGUAAAACACUUACUUCAUUAUUUUCUCCAUUUAUUUAGUUUGAUUUCACACUGGAAGAAAACAAAAUGCAUUGCAUGUUAUUCCUCGGCCGGUGGACCUCACAGCUCGCCGGAUCUGAUCUUUGUUUUGAACCUGCAUAAGUAUAUAUGGUCUUCCAAUAAAAACAAGAAA
Molecule: messenger RNA, 13292 nt
Organism: Lethenteron reissneri (Far Eastern brook lamprey)
Lineage: Eukaryota; Metazoa; Chordata; Hyperoartia; Petromyzontiformes; Petromyzontidae
Product: SH3 and multiple ankyrin repeat domains protein 2-like
Cellular component (GO): postsynaptic membrane; postsynaptic density; dendritic spine
Molecular function (GO): ionotropic glutamate receptor binding; synaptic receptor adaptor activity
Source: RefSeq, a predicted model, not a curated record